This is a messenger RNA of Nymphaea colorata (pocket water lily), 1832 nucleotides long. RefSeq names its product putative fucosyltransferase 10. The record is from RefSeq and is a predicted model, not a curated record. Gene Ontology annotation, cellular component: Golgi apparatus; membrane. Gene Ontology annotation, molecular function: galactoside 2-alpha-L-fucosyltransferase activity. Bases 21 to 1607 code for a protein of 528 amino acids. Lineage: Eukaryota; Viridiplantae; Streptophyta; Magnoliopsida; Nymphaeales; Nymphaeaceae. Gene Ontology annotation, biological process: cell wall biogenesis; xyloglucan biosynthetic process. The transcript has a single exon.
CAUUCUGCUCUCAGUGUUUCAUGCCGAAGAUGGAUUUCUUCAUUCCGAUUCUUCUGUUUUCUCUUCUUCUGCCCAUAGGCCAUGGCGGCCACGGCUCGCCUCCAACAGAGUACAGACACACCCUGUCCGAGCUUUCACAGGAGAAAACCCUCCACUGCACUUCUCUCCCUCCAACAGAACGUCUUCUGUGUGAGCUAGAAGGCGCCCUCGACGCCCAAGGCCGCCCUGCAACUGCCAAUAAACUCAACCCUCUUCUUCCGCCAUUUCCCUCCAACAAGAAGUCAUGUAAGUUCAGACGCCACAACGUCUAUGCCCUCUACCCUUACUCCAUGCCUCCAUCUCCUGCUCUCAACAGGGUGCUGGAGAAGUAUGACGACAUGCACAGGCGUUGCAGGGAAGUCGACUCCGAUGCAAGCCUCAAUCGCGUCUACCCUUCUUCCAGGAGACCCACCUGCCAGUACUUGAUCUGGAGACAGAGCCGCUACGGGUUCGGCAACCGCCUCCUCUCCCUGAUCUCCUCCUUCCUCUAUGCGAUCAUGUCUGCAAGAGUGCUGCUGAUCGAGUACCCAAACUGGGACGACCUCUUCUGCGAGCCGUUCUCAGGCUCCUCCAUCCAGCUCCAGGCGGCAACGAGGCUCAACCAGCUCCUCGGCGAGUCGUACGUCCGGUUUCGGGACGCCGGAUGCGGGCCGGGGGGGAAGUCCCAGAACAGCCCCUGCAACACGACUGUGGUGAACUUCAUGCUGGAUCACACCACCCCGGAACGCGAUUACGAGGCAAUUACGUGCCCAAUGGGCUUCGCAAGGCUCAGGGAGACGCCAUUUAUAACUAUAAGGAGGAGCAACCAGUACUUCGUUCCCGGCUUCUAUCUCAACCCAGUGCUUUCCCCUCUGCUCGAUGUGUUGUUCCCUCAGAGGAACGCGUUUCACUUGCUGUCCAGAUUUCUGCUAACACCGAGCGAUGGCAUGUGGAGUUCGAUCAGCUCUCAGUUGGACGUCCAUGCCAGCCGGAGAAUCGGAGUCCAAGUUAGAGAAUUCAGGACGAGGAGGUACUUGUCCGAGUAUGACGGGAACGUGAUUCAGUGCAUCAAGAAGAAGGGGGGUUUCCUGCCGAAGCAGUUCCGAAAGCACGGGGACCGCGGCGGCGAGUACGUCGGCGUCUACAUGGCGACGUUGAUAAGGCGCCAUCUGAAGGAGGUGAAUUCGUCGAUGAGGGUGCUGGAGAAGGAGGCCGGGAGGAAGUUCAGGCUGAAGUUUCAGAGGUUGGAUGGAAGGGAAGAGCAUGACUUCAGGCAUCAGGCAGAGGCGAUGGUUGAUAUGUGGGUGUUGAGCAUGAGCCACGUGCUGGUAACCAGCCAGGAGUCCACCUUCGGCUACAUCGCUGCCGGGCUGAGCGGUGGCUUUCCGUAUUUCAUAGACAAGGAGGCGGGCAAGGGCUGCUUCAUGGGGCUCGGGGUGGAGCCUUGCUUCCACGCAGCGCCGAAGAACCUUUCUUGUGUCCGAGAGGAGGCCGCGGCCUUUACCCUCCAAGAUUUGGUCAAGACAACCUCCAAGGUGAAGGUCUGCAGCGAUCGGCAGUCUGGCUGGACUGUGUUGCCUGCCCAUUAAUGGCGGGGAGACGGCCGUUUCUCAGCUAGCAGCAGAGAAACGCCGCCAGGUUUUUUAUUAAGUGCCACAAUUAGGCCUGACGAUGCAUGGAUUAGUGUUCUCAACAUCUGUUUUGUUUUUUUUGCCUCCUUUAUAUUCUCUUAUUCUUUUUCUUUCUGUUAGCCAUGUGGAGGUAUUUGAGCAUGUACUCUUAUAUAUAUAUAUAUAACAUUGAUUCAAAAGAAA